Messenger RNA from Neltuma alba, 962 nucleotides. Its product is annotated as protein CUP-SHAPED COTYLEDON 3-like. Gene Ontology annotation, biological process: regulation of DNA-templated transcription. Gene Ontology annotation, molecular function: DNA binding. The transcript has 3 exons. The record is from RefSeq and is a predicted model, not a curated record. NCBI's taxonomy places the organism in Eukaryota, Viridiplantae, Streptophyta, Magnoliopsida, Fabales, Fabaceae. Bases 72 to 962 code for a protein of 296 amino acids.
AAUAUUUCGAAAACGUCCUUGCUUUCCUUUUAGUUUUCUCUCUCUUUCUCUCAUAUUCAAACAGCAAAAUCAUGGGUCUUAGAGACAUUGGUGCUUCGUUGCCUCCUGGUUUUCGGUUUUAUCCCAGUGAUGAAGAAUUGGUGUGCCAUUAUCUCUCCAAAAAGAUCUCAAACGAGGAAGCUCUCAAGGGUACUUUGGUCGAAAUCGACCUGCAUACAUGCGAGCCAUGGCAGCUUCCUGAGGUGGCUAAGCUCAACGCGAACGAGUGGUACUUCUUCAGCUUCCGGGACCGCAAAUAUGCGACGGGGUUUCGGACCAAUAGGGCGACGACAUCUGGAUAUUGGAAAGCCACGGGCAAGGAUCGAACGGUGGUGGAUCCGAUGACGAGAGAGGUUGUAGGGAUGAGGAAGACGUUGGUGUUCUACAGGAACAGAGCUCCCAAUGGUAUCAAAACGGGUUGGAUCAUGCAUGAGUUCCGCUUGGAGACCCCACAAAUGCCCCCUAAGGAAGACUGGGUUUUGUGUAGAGUAUUCCACAAAACCAAAUCAGAUGACAACACCAACAACAGCAAUAUCAGUGCCGAACUCAUGUGGGAUUCCAUUUCAUCUCCUUCUCUAACUUUGGCUUCUUCGUCUUCUCCAAACAGCCACACCUUCCCUCUCCUCGCCUACAACCAACUUUCCUCUUCUUCUACUUCCUCCAUCCCCACCUUCAUUAAUAACACCCAACCCAACCAGCAUUCUAAUUCUCUCCUCAACUUUCUCCAUUUUUCUCGGGAAACAAACACCGCCGCCACCAGCACCGCUACUCAGGACCAGGUUAGCCCCCGAGGCGGCGGCGGCGAUGAUGGCUAUGGCGGCUUCUUCUGGGACAUGUGCCUCGAAGAUAACAGUGGUUUUCAGAAUGGCGUCGAUGCUAUGAGAUCCUUCGAGGUUGAUAAUAAUAGCAUGGUCUUGUUGUGA